Messenger RNA from Cyphellophora europaea CBS 101466, 1365 nucleotides. RefSeq lists its product as uncharacterized. The coding region runs from base 1 to 1365 and encodes 454 amino acids. The record is from RefSeq and is a predicted model, not a curated record. NCBI's taxonomy places the organism in Eukaryota, Fungi, Ascomycota, Eurotiomycetes, Chaetothyriales, Cyphellophoraceae. The transcript has 2 exons.
AUGUUGGACGAAAGCCUGCCAACAUUCCGACUGAAGUCAAACAGACUUGACAAACACAACGAGACCCUACUCUUCUCACACUACGGCAGUGAGUUUGAGCCAAAGUAUUCGCUACGACACCUCGAUCCGCAACAGCAUGGCUCCAAGAACAGAUACGCAGCCGCGCUCUACGAUUCAUACAAUUCAGAUGUGUUAUACGCAGAAGCCCUCCUGAUACCAGAAUGGACCCAGCCAUCGUUGAGCGCCGAACAGAUCAGACUCAACGGCGGCGUCCCGCCCGCGCCGCAGCCUAUCUUGCCAUCCGAAUUCGCGCUCCAAUUAUACAACCCAGAUCAGCAAGUCAUCGUAAGACACAAACCUUCCAAAUGGAACCAGUCUGAGUCAUGGGAUUUUGAAUUGCCCUCACGAACAUUCCGUGCCCCAUCAGCAUCUGCCCUAGACCGUAGCCAGAACGAUCCAUCGGUCUCGGAAAAUACGCCACGAGUAGGCCUGAGGUGGAAGAAGGACAGCAAGUUGAACAAAGAUCUGGUGUGUUUUCAGUCAGGAAAGGCACUGAACCCGGACGGGACGAAGAAGAAGCACAAGGAACCAGACAUUACAAUUGCGAUCUUCCAGGGUCAGAAGGAGGUAACGCUAUACGAGCCUAAUUUGAUCAGGGUAGACAUCGAGGACAUCAAGGGCCUCGAAGUCGUCUUACUCCUUGGCGCGGUGGUAAUCCGGGAUGUGUAUUUCGGCGAGAUGAAGAAUACCUUCAAUUUGACAGAGGGCCGUAAAGCCAGUGGAUCUAAUUCAACCUCGCCACGGCCAGUGCUCAGCCAAGUGGCCACUUCGCCGGUUAGUCCGCCUGGCGUGCCAGCGAGGGAUCCGCGCAUUCCACCUACAGAUCCAAGGAGUCAGUGGGAGCUUGACGCAGAGACCGCUCGCCUGAAGCAGCAAAUUGAGGCAGAAGAGCGUCAACGCAAGAAACGAGAUGAGGCCGAGGAGCGUCGCGUCAAGCAGAUGCUCGAAGCCGAAGAGAACGAGGCUAGGCGAAAGCAGGCACAGAUUGACGAAGAAACCGAACGGCUUAAAAGGAUCUACGGAGAUCAACAGCGACCGCAGAGCCAUCCUGCUCGUCGGUAUUCGUCAGAUCCUCGACAAUCUCAACCGCAACCGCAACCCAUUCAGCACCACUACCCAGCCGCCUGGGGAUCGUACAAUGCAGGCCCCUACAUGUCAGGAGCGAAUGCACAGUCCAGCUUCUUGACGCCGGUGCCUCAGCAGAACCAGCGGCUGAAGAACAAGUCAAGCAUUUUCAGCUUUGGCAGGCGACGAAGUGAAGAGGAUGGUGCAAAGUUAUCCAAGAAACGGUCAGCAGUAUUCUAA